GCGUGUGUGCGCUAUGUACGUAGUAGAGGCGCUGGGAACCACUGACUACAGGAAGUGCUUUUGUAAAUCGCAUCCGGGUCGGUUGUACGAGGAUCUUGUAGUGCGACACAGAGCGAGACGCUGUGUCUGUUCCGUGUAUGUAUGUAUGUAUGGUGAUGUGUUGUUGCUUUGUGACGCCUGAUUUCCGAGCUGCUGGGGUACCACGUGCGUGCAGUGCCCGCCAUUCCCAGCAUCUCUGCCUACUAUCAGGAUUAGGAGCAGGCUUUUAUGAUGUAUGGCCAAAUUGUUCCCCGAGGCUCAACUGAGAACACACAGAACAUCCAAAACGCAUCACUUACAAAUGAGGACCCAGAGGCUAAGAGGAGCAGGUUCUCAUGCCCGGGCUGCAAUUUCGCCUGUAAUUCUCUUCAGAACUACAAAAUACAUUUGCAUCAGACAAAUCAUGAAGAUGUGGAAAAAGUAAUGACUCAGAAUCCAAGUGCAUUAAACAAGCCAGAAAACCAGAAGAUGAACACCACAAAGAAUACAGAAAAUCAGAACGUGAAUACCACAAGGAUUCCAGGAAACCAGAUGAACACCACAAGAAUUCCAGAAAACCAGAGGAUGAAUACCUCAGAGGUUCCAGAUAACCAGAAGAUGAACACCGCAAGGAUUCCAGGGAUCCAGAUGAUGAAUACUACAAGGGUUCCAGGAAACCAGAUGAUGAAUACUACAAACGUUCCAGGAAACCAGAUGAACCCCACAAGGAUUCCAGAAACGCAGAAGAUGGACACCACAAGGGUUCCAGAAAACCAGGAGAUGGACACCACAAGGAUUCCAGAAAACCAGGAGAUGGACACCACAAGGAUUCCAGGAAACCAGAUGAACCCAACAAAGAUUCCAGAAAACCAGGAGAUGGACACCACAAGUAUUCCAGGAAACCAGGUGAACCCAACAAGAAUUCCAGAAAACCAGAAGAUGGACACCACAAGCAUUCCAGAAAACCAGAAGAUCGACACCACAAGGAUUCCAGGAAACCAGAUGAGCACCACAAGUACUCCAGAAAACCAGAAGAUGGACACCACAAGCAUUACAGGAAACCAGAUGAACACCAAAAGUAUUCCAGAAAACCGAAAGAUGGACACCACAAGGCUUCCAGGAAACCAGAUGAGCACCACAAGGUUUCCAGAAAACAAGAAGGUGGUCACAACAAUGGUUCCAGGAAACCAGAUGAGCACCACAAGGUUUCCAGAAAACAAGAAGGUGGUCACAACAAUGGUUCCAGGAAACCAGAUGAGCACCACAAGGAUUCCAGAAUACAAGAAAGUGGUCACAACAACGGUUCCAGAAAACCAGAAGGUGAACACCCAAAGGAUUUCAGAAAUCAAGGGUAUUAACACCACAAGGAUUCCUGAAACUAAGAAGAUGAACAUCACACCUAAUCCAGACAAUCAGGAGAUAAAGUCCACCAAGACUCCAGGGACUUUGGCUGAACACCUCAGGAAAUCCAUAUUUUUUUUGGUAGAUUAUCUGCACAAAGCAGACAGGGAGCCUCUGAUUGGCUUGCAGUAUGUUCUUGAAUAUAAAGUUCGAACUAAAGCAAACAGAGUUGUACCAAAAUAUAUCUGUGAGCUAUGCAAUUUUGAAACAGAUGUGGUUCCUAUGGUGGUACAUUUGACUGGCUUCAGACACCGCAAACUUUACCUUGCAAAGGAGUAUCCAUAUGUUCUUAAUGCUAAUUCUAAAAGCAGUGAAGACAAGCCUCAGUUUGUGAGAAGAAUGGCACAGGAAAUAGAACGGGAUGAGGGGACAAAGAUGUUCAAGAUUGAUAAUGUUGUGAGGAUGGAAUCGAAUACUUCAGCCAGUCAAUCCAAAAGCAUAACAAGACGCAACAUUGAAGGCAAUCAAAGUCAAACAAGAAUGAAUAAAGCUCUGGAAUAUUUGGAAUCAUUUGAGAUUGACCAUGAUGGUGAAGCAGUGACUGUCACGGGGCUCACAAGCAAGCUGACAUCUGACAUAAAGCGCUUUCCUGUCAGAGAUGCCAGGGCAAAGGAUGUGGCCAUGUCACAAAUGCAAAAUGUUUCUGGAGAGAGGAGGACCUUUCAGAACCCUGGGCCGCUGGGCUUUGUGCCGCCGAGCUUUGUGCCGCCGAGCUUUGUGCCGCCGGGCUUUGUGCCGCCGGGCUUUGUGCCCCCAGGCUUUGUGCCCCCAGGCUUUGUGCCGCCGAGCUUUGUGCCGCCGGGCUUUGUGCCGCCGGGCUUCGUGCCGCCGAACUUCGUGCCACCGGGCUUCGUGCCACCGGGCUUUGUGCCGCCGAACCCAAUGCUUAAUAUGCCACCACAAUUUAACAGAGGACCUCCAGAACCAAAUACCAUGCAAGAUGGUUUUCGUGGGCCAAAUAUGCACCGCAUUGACCAAACAAAAAUGAUGCCAGAUGCAUCUGUUCCACAGAAGCCACAACAGUUUCCAUUUGUUCCAUCAAACCAAACACAAAAUAUUCAAAACCUUUCAAUGCCUAAUACAGCAGGCAGUGCCCAAUCAACUGCACAGUCUAUUCAAAAUAACCCAAGCACUGAAGAUCUUCCGUUUCUGAAGAAACUAAUGACAUUGCUUAGUGUUCUUCCACAAAACACUUCCUCUACUGAAAAUGUACAGAUGAAUUCAAAAUUAAUGAUGUUAAAAGCAUUACUGCUAGGUCAAAAACCCAGCUCUGACCUUUCACAGCAGCAAAUGAUGAUGCAGAUUGCCUCUCUGACACAGGGCACUGGAAACACAGAUAUGGGUUCUCUCAAUCAGCAACUGAUGACAAUAAUGGCAUCACAAAAUCCCACCACUAUGAAAAACGUCCUGUUAAACCAGCAGAUGACGCAAGUGGCCUCAAUGGGUAAAAAUACAUUGAGUAUGGAAAACCCUCAACUAAACCAGAAUUUACUUAUGCAGAUGGCAGGUGGGAUGCAAGACCCUCAGAACAGAGGAAAUGCGCUGAUGAAUUUGAUGUCUAAUUUGAACCAGAGUGUUCCAAACCAACAGGGUGGACAGGUGGGCAGCAGUUCAAUGAUGCAAAGGAACCAGGAUGCUGAUCAAAAGCAAAAUCUAAAUACUCGACCAGAAUAUGCUGGUGCAUCACAGAACUAUGGAAAUGUUGGUUAUGAUCGUUCAGUGGAGGGAAAUAACCUAUCACAGGCUGAUCCCGUCAGCCAGUAUGAUGAUAUGGCUGAAUCUGGGAUACACAAGGCAAAUGAACAGACACGUGCACCAUAUUCUGAAAUGAGUUAUGAAUCUGGAAUACAUGGUAGGAAACGGAAUGAGUCGUCUUAUAGAAGCCCUUCAGCACAAGUCGCUGGUACUUCAAGAGAACGAGAACCUUACAGAAGAGUUAGUCUGUCUCCUGAUUAUAUGGCACCUGCAUCAAACACCCGUGAGCUGUAUAAUUCGAAACAGUACGAUGUACCUGAGUGGGGUGAUAGAGAGAGCGAUAUACUACAUAGUAAGCGCGCUAGACUGGAUAUGGAUCGCAUUCCACCACGCUACUCAGAAGACUACUAUCGUGAAUCACGCCAGCCAUAUGGGAGACGUACCGCUGACCUAUCUGAGGAUAUCAGAGACCGGAUUCGUGGAAAGGAUCCAUUCACAGUGUCUGCAAUUCUCAGUGAAUAUGCCGAUAAACGGUCUUCAAAAUAAAAUUUUUACAUAUUUCUAUGGGCUACCCGAAGAGAACAGUAAAACGUGAACUUCUGAUCAGCGGGACAGGAUUUUGAUGUGUAUACCAUAGUGGGGGGAGGGUGGGGGGAGGGGAGGAGGAGUUGUAUCUCCAAAGCACAGUAAUGUUUUAGUGUUGCCUGCUUUUAUUAAAAACUGUUUUCGCCUGUUAAAGGAAGUGUUUUGUUUUCCCCCAAUAAAUAGAAAUGUAUAGUGUCAAAACUA
Molecule: messenger RNA, 3903 nt
Organism: Pseudophryne corroboree (corroboree frog)
Lineage: Eukaryota; Metazoa; Chordata; Amphibia; Anura; Myobatrachidae
Exons: 47
Coding region: 268-3660 (1130 amino acids)
Cellular component (GO): precatalytic spliceosome
Molecular function (GO): single-stranded RNA binding; double-stranded RNA binding
Source: RefSeq, a predicted model, not a curated record